Messenger RNA from Dreissena polymorpha, 1225 nucleotides. Its product is annotated as transmembrane protein 192-like. Gene Ontology annotation, cellular component: lysosomal membrane; late endosome. The record is from RefSeq and is a predicted model, not a curated record. Lineage: Eukaryota; Metazoa; Mollusca; Bivalvia; Myida; Dreissenidae. The transcript is spliced from 7 exons. Bases 133 to 933 code for a protein of 266 amino acids.
UAACCUAGGCGUGAGUAUUCUUCAAAAGGAGAUUUUCAGUUUCCUUCCCGUCAAGAAAUAGAUUCAGUUCCGCGUUAAGACUUAAUCAAAGUUUUUUGUAUGCAUUCUGAGUUCGGUCAUUAAGUCAUCAAGAUGGUCAGUUUGUCGGAGGAGACUAGCAGGAGAACUUUCUUUGAUGCCCAUGAAGAUGAAGAUGAGCUGACUGAAUCAGCCACUCUUUCACUUGUGGUCAGUUCAGAGCAACAGGGUCAAACCAUCUCCACAACAUGGUGUAUCUUCCUUGAGAUUGUGCUUUUGUUGGGGUUAUGGGUGUGUGUCUUCAUUCUUCCUGUACUUGUCAAAGAUGAGGACCACAUUGGCCAGGUGUCAUCUAAUUCAUUGAUACUGUAUACAGCGGCUGGUCUAUGGUUUAUUCAGCUAGCUAUGGACAGAUUUUACAGAAACCAGCAUUACAGAAAUAGACUGUUUGGCUACCUUAGCUUCUACAGACGGACUCGCAACAUCAGAAGACUACCACUACUUAUUUCAUCUGCAAAGUUAGCCUUCCUCCUGGUGACUUCACAAGUUUUAGUGGACACUUGCGGAAAUAGAACCACUUGCGGAAAAUUGGCGCGAACGGCAUACCCACAGAUUAUCAUCUCUAUUUCUUGCUUCAUCCAGAUAGUGUUACUGGUUCUGUAUUCAGUGCACACGAUAUCUUUCAAUCGUAGUGGAGCCUUUCCCGAUGUGAAUGAAGAAGAAAUGGCAACCAGCUUUCAGCACACCAACACCGUCCAUUCAGACAUUGGAUUUAGGGACGGGGGCCUGGUUGACCAGGUGCUUGAGAAACAAGCAGACAUGAUCCGAUACCUGAAGAAGCACAACGAGCAGCUCAGCAGGAAAAUCUGCUCUCUCUCCGACGAUAACAAAAACCUGCGAAACAGGAAUCAGUGAUGUGUAGCCAACAAAUGAAGCCUGUUGGCUACAGUGACUUGAGUGAAAAGACAUGACUGUAAUGAAAUCAGGGUUUCCACUAUGGGUGUCACCAUGGGGAAAUUUAAAUGGUCUUAAACUGCAAUAUAAAUAGUUAUACUUAUUAUGAAUUUUAAAAUAUGUCCUGUUAAGAACUGCAUGUACCACUUAUAUUUAUUGCAUUUUUUGUUCAUCAUCAUGACGUUAUGUUCUCACUAUUUUGUUAUACUUUUCCAUUGUCAAGUGUUUAUUAUAAUAAACUAUGAACAAAUAA